This is a messenger RNA of Silurus meridionalis, 1560 nucleotides long. It is a transcript of the gene efna1a, whose product is annotated as ephrin-A1a. The transcript has 5 exons. The record is from RefSeq and is a predicted model, not a curated record. Gene Ontology annotation, biological process: axon guidance; ephrin receptor signaling pathway. Bases 202 to 858 code for a protein of 218 amino acids. NCBI's taxonomy places the organism in Eukaryota, Metazoa, Chordata, Actinopteri, Siluriformes, Siluridae. Gene Ontology annotation, cellular component: plasma membrane. Gene Ontology annotation, molecular function: ephrin receptor binding.
GCUGCCGGGGUUCAGUUAACUGCGCGUCUGUGUGUUCAAUCAGCAGCAGAGCUGUGAAAUCAUGUUUGUUUCUAUCAAACUAAUGACUUGAAGUGGACCUGAUUCUAUUUGUUCCUCAGUGGAGAGUGGAAGUUAAAUAGCUGAAGAGUUCAGGGAGAUCAUUUCGCUUUAUAGAGAAUCCUGGGAUCAGUAGAUUUGGAGAUGGAGGUGGUGUGUGUUUUCCUCUGCGUGCUUGCAAACCUGUGGCUUUCAGUCUCCAGAGCAGAGAGACACAGUGUGUUCUGGAACAGCACGAACCCAAAGUUUCAGGGAAACAGCUACACAGUGGAGGUGCGUCUAAAUGACUACCUGGACAUUGUGUGUCCACAUUACCCUCUGGGCACGGUGCCGUCUCAGGAGGCCGAGCGCUAUGUGCUGUACAUGGUGGAUCGUGAGGACUACGAGGCGUGCCGACCGCAGUCCUAUGAGCAGAUGCGCUGGGAGUGCGGCCAGCCGUUCGCCAUGCAUGCGCCAGAAAAAUUCUCGGAGAAGUUCCAGCGGUUCACACCCUUCACCCUAGGCAAGGAGUUCCGCCCUGGCCAGAGCUACUACUAUAUCUCCAAACCGCUGCACCAUCAUGGAGAGGAGUGUUUAAAGCUCAGAGUGGAUGUCAUUGCUAAUGAUGGUUCCCAAGAGGCAAGAGUUGGAGCAGGAAAGGGAAGUGGAGGAGGUGUGCACACAACGUCAAAUCGUUUACCAGCAGACGAUCCAGUGGUGCUGCCAGAUGUUCAAAGUGUGCGACAAAACUCUGCAGUCAGAGCAUUUUUGACCAUCACUACCAUUCCGCUCACUUUAUUAUUAUUGCUGCUUUUGCAGUAAGAACAUUUUAAAGCACUACAGUGGUCCAAGAAUGAGAUGUAGGUGGAAUUGUUCAACCAAAGCACACAGAAGUUGUUCUAAAAAGCCCAGCGCUGGCCACUGGGGGAUGGAACAGAGGACCAGUCUCAUGCAGUUUUUGUUUAAGAGACAUUUCACCAAACUCUCGAAGGCUGAUUCACUCUGCGACUCUGCUACAGUUAGCAGUGUUUCCUGAAAAGAUCCAUUUGUGAAGGGAAUGCUCCACGUUAUCUUUCUUAACAAAAUCUUAAGUAAUCAGUAGUUGGAGGAACAACAGACUGGAAGGACAUCGGAAAUGUUUGGUGUUCGGGGCUGUUUGGAUGAACCAAGGCAACAUUCUGCAAAUGUUUAUAAGACAGCGCAUAAUCUAAUGAGCCAAAGAUCACAGAACUUCUCUAAAGUGUACAAUGGUUCUGUUGUUGGUUCAGUUUCAAGUGAUUUCUUCAUGUAGCAGCAAAGAAGCACAAGAUUUUUUUUCCCAAUGACAGUUUGCCAUUUAAAAUAACACACACACACAUACAUUAACACAACACUUAUUGUAGCAUACACACAACCUGUUUUGUUUUUUGUACAUGUUCUUUGAAGAGUUCUUAAGUUAUUAAUUGUGCUGCAGAAUGAAUCGCUGGAUAUAAGGAGCAAAAGAUCCAACCAAUUUUUACUUUGUGAAAUAAAGAAGGAAACGAA